Messenger RNA from Nymphaea colorata (pocket water lily), 2746 nucleotides. Its product is annotated as G-type lectin S-receptor-like serine/threonine-protein kinase SD2-5. The transcript has 2 exons. Bases 203 to 1696 code for a protein of 497 amino acids. Lineage: Eukaryota; Viridiplantae; Streptophyta; Magnoliopsida; Nymphaeales; Nymphaeaceae. The record is from RefSeq and is a predicted model, not a curated record.
CACUAUCGACAUCGUUCUGCGUCGCUCAUCACUCUCCACAAUGGAGUGUUUGGUUUGGCGCGCGAGUUGAGCUAUCUUAUGGCACACGAGUUUUUAAAAACAUAAAGGAAAAGAACGUCGAGAGAGAGAUGCUACCGGCUUCUGCUUCUUCUUUUUGAGGGAGAGAUGCUGCUUCCAUUCCCGUUCGUCGGAUUCCGGCGUGAUGUCACGAAAGACUAACAUGGCAGAAGCAAGAUCAUCGCUCAGGCGGACGAUUGCCUUGUGGGGCCUUGUGGCGGCCGUCCUCGGGGAGUACUGGGGCGUCGGGUGCUGCGGCAUGGGGCCGGAACUCGGCGUCGGGCGGGGCGUUAGUAUCCCGGUGCCGGCUGCCUACGAGGAGGGCCUCAACGGGAGCGCGGUGAUCCUGAGGAGCAACGGCGGGAGGAGGUGGACCCCCGCGUUCAGCUGCUUCCUGAGGUUGCAGGCCAGAAGCGGGAGAUACUGGUGCUCGCUCGCCGUCUCCCUCGGCAACGUCGUCGUCUGGAGCUCCGUCGAGUUCCCGCCCUCGGAAGCCUGCCUGCUGGAGCUGACCGGAGACGGGGAGCUGCAGCUGGGUGAUCAUGUUCCCGGCGCCGGCGGCAGCGGCAAUCAUGGAGUCAUUAUUUGGAGAAGCGGCACCUCUGGUCAGGGAGUGAAGCAGAAGUUACAGCUAAGAAGAAACGGAAACUUGGUGUUGCUGAAUCAAGCCAAUCACAUAAAAUGGCAGAGCUUCAGCUUUCCGGUGGAUAUCCUCUUAUGGGGACAAACACUCCAGCGCUCUACUCGCCUUCUCUCCCCUUCUGACACCAUGACGCUGUACUAUUCCCUUGAAGUAGAGGACACUAGAGUGGCCCUGUUCCUGAACUCUGGCCAACAAAAAUACUCCUACUGGGAGUUCCGACCUGAUGAUCUUCACAGCAAUAUCUCGUUUGCCAAACUGACCUCCCGUGGAUUGGCAUUGUUCAACAGCACUUCUCACGAAAUAGGACUCAUAUCCACCAAGAAUGAGCAGGCGGUAUGGUUUUUUUCAUUGGCCAAAAAUGGAAGCUUGGUGUUCUACCAAUACUCCCCAAGCAUUGGGAAAUUCACAGCCUUGUAUCAACCACUGGUUGGUCCGUGCGAUCUUCCUUUCUCCUGUGGAACUUAUGGCGUUUGCACGUCGUCCAACACCUGCUCAUGCAUGCAGAUUUCGCAGCAGUGGUCAUAUAAUGAAUCUGGUUGCCUUCUAAACUAUGAAAUGCCUAGCAGCUUCUGCAAUGACAGCUGCACGGCAAAGUUGGUGACUUUCAGUGGCAUUGGCACCAUUUUAAGGGCACCACCAACGAUAGCUAAUGUGACAGUGGAGGAAUGCAAGGAUCUGUGCUUGGAAGACUGCACUUGUAAGGCGGGACUGUUUUCCAGCGGAGGAGCUUCUCCAGGAUGCUUCCAUUACCAAGUGGUCGGUGGUGUGAAGCAGGUUGGUGCAGCCAAACUCGCAGAUGAGGUUAUGUAUUUCGUUAAGGUUCCAAAGGGAACUGCAGACGGUCUCUGUAAAGAGACCAGGAGUGGUGAUGGUAGGAAAAAACUUGUGGUUGUGGGUGGUGUGAUCGAUGGCUUGGUUAUUCUGGGGCUUGGGGUUGGGAUUUUGUACUAUGUGAUCUCUGUCAAAAGACAUAAUCCUCGAAGUAGAGCCUCAUGAUUCAAAAAGUUGGUUCAUUACAAUGCUCUUUUUUUCUUUUUCUUUUUCUCUCUUUCUGGAUGAAGUGGUCUAUGGUGCUUGUAGUACUGUUCUUUUACAUAGUUCAAAUGCCUGGAGAAGAAAAGGGCUGCUGGGUACAAGUCGAAGAAUUUUUUCUCCAAAAUUCAAGAGAAGAAAGUGCUACAAGAAGCGGGUCAAGAACGUCUGUUUCCUUGAUAAGCCACCACUCUUUUAAAUGGCAUCAUAUUCUCUGCUCCACAUCCUUUUUCUUCUGUCCUGAUAUUAGUCGAGCCUGCUGCAGUGCUUUGCCUUUGCCUGCUUGUACCUGUCAUUCAUUUAGGAACAAGAAAAAUAAAUGGGAAGUCCCAAAGUUUUUGGUUCCUUUGACGGCAACAUAUUGCCAUACAGAACAGAAGGAAACAGAGCUAGACAUGAAUGGCUUUGUUGAUUGAGUUACUGCAACAGCACUUUAGGAAAAGAAUGACAAGCAAAUAAACAACCCCUUACAACUUUCUUUUCACAUGGUCAUGUACUUGUUCUACCUUCUCUCGUAUCAUAUGUUGUGAUCAGGGGAUUCUCCCUGGACUCACAAAAUGUAAUUGAUUUGCAACAUCCAUAUUUCCUUAGCUAUAAGCAUUGGAUGUCAGGGUAGCUUGGGCUAGUUUCAAGCAAAUAUAACACAUGACAAAGCAACCAUUUAAAGUAAGAAAAGAAUGAACUGAAGAUGUUCGAGCCUGAAAAAUGAGCAUCACUUGUUCACAACUAACUUGGGUGUAGUUGCACAACAACAAUCGUGUGAUGACAACUGGGUAGAGCACCAUUAUUAAAGCUGAAAAAGCUCAUAAAUUCAAGAACUAUGAUCAUUUUUGCUUCAGUUGCUGAUGAGUAACUGAAUUUUGGACCUCAUUGGAUAGUUUGGAGGAAACUCUUGUGCUGAAGAUUACAGAUAAAAGAACUUCCAUCACUUUCUUCAGGCAGUUUGACUACAGAGGAACAAGGACCAUAUCCAUAGCUCUCAUCAGGAAAAAAUUUCAAUGUAGAAACUGCUAU